This is a messenger RNA of Myotis davidii, 3795 nucleotides long. Its product is annotated as zinc finger protein 615-like. The transcript has 4 exons. Gene Ontology annotation, biological process: regulation of DNA-templated transcription. The coding region runs from base 74 to 2347 and encodes 757 amino acids. The record is from RefSeq and is a predicted model, not a curated record. Lineage: Eukaryota; Metazoa; Chordata; Mammalia; Chiroptera; Vespertilionidae.
AAUACAGAGGCAAACCCCAAACACACCAAAGCAGGGCCUCGCCCUUGCGGCUCUUUUCAGAGAACAGAAGGAAAUGCUCCAGGCUCAGGUCAUCACCCCAUUACACAACAUGGAGUUGUUACUGGAAUCCCUGACAUUUCACGAUGUGGCCGUGGACUUCACCUGGGAGGAGUGGCAGCUCCUGAGCCCCGAGCAGAAGGACCUGUACAGGGAAGUGAUGAUGGAGACCUACGGCCACCUGGUGUCACUGGGGUGUCAAGACAGCACACCAGACGCGCUCUCCAAGCUGGAACGAGGGGAAGAACCAUGGACAGUACAGCGUGGACGCCACUGUCCAGUCUCUCCAGAACGCAGGAAGAUCCAUCAUCCUCUGCCACAUCACCUGCACAGUCGAAGCAUUCAGAAGAAUGUGGAACGAUGCUGUGAAUAUAGUAUGUCUGCAAACAUUAAUCAGAGUGGAAGUCAUUACCUAUUAAAGCAAAAUCAUGAUGUGUGUGAGAUAAGUGAAGAACUUACAGAAUCAAAUUUAAGUUUUGAAAACCAAAACAAAAGCUGUAACUUAAGGAAUUCCAUUGAGUUGAAUGGAGAUAGGACAUGCAUUGUGCAUGCUAACCAAGAACAAUUUUACACUGAAAUCACAUUGCCUGGCAGUACCAAACCCAUUAACAAGAAGUCCCAGAUCACUGUAGAAAAAGCACAUGUAUGCACUGAAUGUGGGAAAGCCUUUGUGAAGAUGUCUCAGCUCACUGAUCACCACAGAGUUCACACAAGAGAGAAACCUUAUGGGUGCAGUCUGUGUGGGAAAACUUUCAGCAGAAAAUCCAGGCUCACCGAACAUCAGAGAAUUCAUUCGGGACUCAAACAGUAUGAAUGCACUGAAUGUGACAAAACCUUCCUCAAGAAAUCACAGUUCAAUAGACAUAAGAAAACUCACAUGGGAGAGAAACCUUAUACGUGCAGUGAAUGUGGGCAAGAGUUCAUCAAAAAGUUUUGGCUCAUUUGUCAUCAGAGAACUCAUACAGGGGAGAAACCCCAUCGGUGCAGUCUAUGUGAGAAGACCUUCUGUACAAAGUCUAAUCUAAAUAAACAUCAAAAAAUGCAUACAGGAGAGAAACCUUACAAAUGCAGUGAGUGUGGAAAAGCGUUUGUUGAGAGAAAUCAUCUUAUUGCCCAUCAUCGAACUCAUACAGGAGAGAAACCCCAUGAAUGCCAUCUAUGUGGGAAGACCUUCCGUAUAAAAUCUAAUCUGAAUAAACAUACAAAGACCCAUACAGGAGAAAAGCCUUAUAAAUGCAGUGUAUGUGGAAAAGGCUUUAUUGAGAAGAAGCGUCUUAUUGUACAUUCUCGAACUCAUACAGGAGAGAAACCCCAUGGGUGCAAUCUAUGUGGGAAGACCUUCGCUACAAAGUUUAGUCUCACAGUACAUGAGAGAACUCAUACAGGAGAGAAACCUUAUACAUGCAGUGAAUGUGGGAAAGGCUUUGUCAAGAAGAGUCAUCUGAUAGGGCAUCAACGAACUCACACAGGAGAGAAACCUUUUACAUGCAGUGAAUGUGGGAAAGGAUUCACACUGAAGCAGUAUCUUAUAGGACAUCAGCUAACUCAUGCUGAACAGAAGCCCUAUGUAUGCAGUGUGUGUAGUAAAGGCUUCAUUGCGAAGCGUGAUCUCACCGUACAUCAGCGAAGUCAUAGUUCAGAUAAACCAUACAUAUGCAAUGAAUGUGGAAAAGGCUUUAUUGUGAAACGUGCUCUCAUUAUACAUCAGAGAAUACACACAGGAGAGAAACCCUAUGUGUGUAACGAAUGCGGAAAAGCCUUCUCGGUGAAAAUACAGCUGAUUGUACAUCAGAGAACUCAUACAGGAGAGAAACCCUUUUUAUGUAGUGAAUGUGGAAAAGGCUUCUCAACAAAGCACUGCCUUAUAGGACAUCUGCGAACUCAUACUGGAGAGAAGCCCUAUGUAUGUAGUGUGUGUGGAAAAUGCUUCACCAUGAAGCGUGAUCUCACUAUACAUCAGCAGGGUCAUACUUCAGAAAAACCAUAUAUGUGUAGUGAAUGUGGAAAGGGCUUCAUCGUGAAGAGUCGUCUGAUUGUACAUCAGCGAAUACACACAGGAGAGAAACCCUAUGUAUGCAGUGAUUGUGGGAAAGGCUUCCCACAGAAAAGGCAACUAAUUGUACAUCAGUGGACUCAUACAGGACAGAAACCUUAUAUAUGUAGUGAAUGUGGGAAAGAUUUCACAGUAAAACGUAAUCUAAUCAAACAUCACCUAAAACAUACAAGAGACAAGCCUCAGGAAUGUAGUGGAAGAGGCUUCACCAUGAAAACUGAUCUUACUUUACAUUAGCAAAGUUAUACUUAAGAGAAACUGUGUAUGUUCAAUGAAUUGGGGUAAAUCUUUACCCCAAAGACUCAUGUCAAUGUACAUCAGCACACUCAGAUGGGAGAUAGCGUUUCUAUGUGCAAGAAGUAUGGCAAAGGCUUAAUUGGGAAAAACAUGCUCAUUGCACAAAUGUGAAUUCAUAUGGAGAGGAACUGUAUAUAUGUAAUGAAUGUGGAAAGAGGAUACUGGGGGUAUUCUUCAGCAAACUCAUACUGUAGAGAGGCCAUACACAUGUAAUAAAAGUGCUUAAGGCUUUAGGAAGAAGACAUGCCUCAUGCACCAUCAGAGAUUUCACUCAAGAAGGACUUCGUUUGCAUGUACUGAAUGUGGAAAAUUUGCAUUCAGCAAAAAUGAUCUUAUUACCCAUCAGAAUCCACAUGGGAGAGAAGCCCUAUUGAAUGAAUUUAAUGUGGGAAAGCCUUCACUACAAACUCAGGACUAUGUUCAUCAAAGAAAACAUACAGGAAGGAUGCCCUAAGGGUGCAGCAAUUGUGGGAAAGCUGCUGACCACUUGUCAAUUGUUAAACGUAAGAUUUCACAGGUAGUUGCUUUUGGGUAAGCCUGUUGCCAGUUGUAGGCCCUCAAGAUAAUAGUAUUCAAAAAAUAUUAUGCAGUAAAGAAUAACAUAGUACAACAGGAAAGUUAGGGGGAAAAUGAAUAACUUACUGCAAAGAAUCUGGUACUAUCUUUCUUGGUCAUUUUCCUGAUUUUAUAUAACGAAAUUACAAAACAAUUUGGAUACAGUCAGCCUUCAUGAAAAUAUUUUUGGACAUUAUAUGUCUAAAAUGUUUAUCUUGAUAUAAGUCCUAUGAAUGUGACAGAAUAGGAAAUUCUUUAGUGGGAAGUAGAACUUACGAUAUGUGAUCAUCAGAAAUCAUGAUUGAAUGUUUCUAAGUAUGGAAAAGCAUCUUCCCCAAAGUAAAACCUCAAUAGAUGUCAUUUUACACUAGACAACUAAUUUUCUCUGGUAGGGAUAUGGGAUGGUUUGCAGUAACUCAUGUUCCUUUAUCAUUUGCCAGAAAUUCAUGCAGAAAUAACUCAUGAACACAUUCAAUUGGUGGACUUUAGCAAAACUUCCAAUAACUUAAUGAAGAAAAGAAUCCUUGAGUGAAAAAGCAUUCUGUCACAAGUCUAAACCUCACAAGCAAUUAGGGACAGGAUACCUUCAGCUAUAAUUUCUAAAUACAUUAUAUAUAUAUAUAAUCAGAGAGGAAGAGGGAGAUAGAAGCAUCAGUAAUGAGAGAGAAGCAUUGAUCGGCUGCUCCCCACACAGCCCCAUACUAGGAGUUGAGCCCACAUUCCGGGCAUGUGCCCUGAGCUCUUCAGCCAUAAUUUCAGUUGCCUUGCCAUUGACUUUAUAACUUUUAAACAGUUACAAUUAUUCUCAUCAUGAAUAAAAUUUUGUAUACAAC